AUGUCGGCACCCCCGUCCAAGACCGCUCUCCAAGAGCGCUUUGUGGGGAAGACCCUCCACGAGGUUCCGACCCCGAGCAUUGUCCUUGACCUCGCCAAGCUCGAGGUCAACUGCCAGCGGAUGAUUGACGCCGCCGACAAGAACGGCAUUGGAUGGCGAGCUCAUAUCAAGACUCACAAGACGGAGGAGCUCACAAGGCUUCAAGUCGGCGAGAACUCCAACACGCCUGCCAAUAUUAUCGUCUCGACCGUUCUUGAGGCAGAGAAUAUCGCCUCCGUGUUGAAGGAUUUUCAGAACAAGGGGCGUAAGGUAAACGUUCUCUACGCGUUCCCCCUGUACCCAUCCGCGGUCUCCCGCCUCGCCGCCAUCUCCAAGGACUUGGGACCCGACUCAGUCUCCGUCAUGAUCGACAACCCAGACCAGGUCCCGCUCCUGGCCACCCUCAAGUCCCAGUCCGGGGGUAACAAGCCGCUCGUUUUCCUCAAGAUCGACGUCAAAUACAACCGCGCGGGCACCAUCCCUGGCACUCCGACCUACCAGUCCCUCCUCAAGGCGAUCCUCUCAUCCGAGGCGGAAGGCUCCUGCGUCGUCCACGGGCUGUACGCCCACGCGGGGCAGUCAUAUUACACCCGCAAGGACUGGGACGCACUGAUGUACCUGACGGACGAGUUCGUGACCUUGAGCAACGUGGCAAAGGAUAUCCGCGCCCAGAGCCCCAGCCACCAACUCGUGCUGUCCGUCGGCGCCACGCCGACGGCGACGGCGCUGCAGCACCCAGACCUCACCACAGGAGGAGCAGGAGGAGCAGGGAGCGGCAGCAACAAGGAAGCCGGGGCUCGCGUGGCCAACUUGUCGUCCCUGAUCACCGCGCUCAAGGGCGACGGCCUCGGCCUCGAGGUCCACGCGGGAGUCUACCCGGCCCUGGACCUGCAGCAGCUCGCGACCCACGCCCGCGACGGCUCGCUGCUGAGCAGCGGCGACAUCGCCAUCACGAUCGUGGCGGAGGUGGCGUCCCUGUACGAGGGCCGCGGGCAGGGCGGGUCCACUGAGGCGCUCGUCAACGCCGGCUCGCUGGCCCUCGGGCGCGAGCCCUGCAAGGAGGACGGCGAGGGCCACUACGCCGGCUGGGGGGUCGUGGCCCCUUGGGGGGAGGCGGGGCUCGAGAAGUCGGACCCGGCUCCUAGGGACUUCCCUGCGGUGCAUCGGGGCUGGCAGGUUGGCAAGAUCAGCCAGGAGCACGGCAUUCUCGCGUGGAAAGGGGCGAGGGAGGCCGAGGUGCCGCUGAAGUUUGGACAGAGGGUGAGGAUCUGGCCGAAUCACGCGUGUAUCGCUGGUGCUGGGUACGAUCACUAUCUGGUGGUUGACAGCAGGAGAACAGGGAAGGAGGACGAGGUGGUAGACGUAUGGCAAAGGUGGAACGGAUGGUGA
Messenger RNA from Diaporthe citri, 1428 nucleotides. RefSeq lists its product as uncharacterized. Lineage: Eukaryota; Fungi; Ascomycota; Sordariomycetes; Diaporthales; Diaporthaceae. Gene Ontology annotation, molecular function: D-serine ammonia-lyase activity. The transcript has 3 exons. Bases 1 to 1428 code for a protein of 475 amino acids. Gene Ontology annotation, biological process: D-serine catabolic process. The record is from RefSeq and is a predicted model, not a curated record.